Molecule: messenger RNA, 2154 nt
Organism: Brassica napus (rape)
Lineage: Eukaryota; Viridiplantae; Streptophyta; Magnoliopsida; Brassicales; Brassicaceae
Exons: 2
Coding region: 1-2154 (717 amino acids)
Molecular function (GO): zinc ion binding
Source: RefSeq, a predicted model, not a curated record
AUGCAUAUCUAUGCCUCUUGUGGGGUGUGGAAAUUUGAUCCCUGUAAAGGAUGGGGAUUUGCUUUUGAUAAGGAAAAAGGAGGAAGAGUACUUGCUGUGGAAUUGACAAGUUCCUUUGAAGAUCUAAGGACUACGGCUUUUGAAGAUUUUGGAAUUGACCAAAACGAUGUCGAGCUUGAGUUAACCUACUUACCUAUGGAGUUAAUCAAUACGAUAGACUGUCCUCCAGUUAUCAUUGAGAAUGAUCGGCAAGUCAAGAAUUUUCUUACAUAUGUACGUGGAAAAGCUUCUUCAAGGUUGUGUGUGUCUAUUUCACAUGUCAAUGCAAACAACGACAACAUUGAGCUUGAUAAGGAGCAAUCUAACGCGUCUGGCAGAGAGCAAGGUGAGCCUUCCUCAUUUUCACCUGGAGAUGGCAUUGGUAGUUCUUGUGAAUCGAGCAAGGAUGGUGAAUACGAAUGUAACUCGAACGCCCCAGAAGAAGAUGAAGAUGCUGACUUAAGUGUAAAAGAAGAGGAUAAGGGAAAAAGUGUUCGGUUCUCUUUGAAGGAUGUUGUGAAGAGGGGUGAAACGUUUCAAAACAAAUCUAAGUUGAAAGCAGCAUUGGAAAUGUCAGCAAUGAAGAAUAACUUCGAUUACAAAGUUGUGAAUUCAGAUAGAAAACUUUGGUACAUCCGAUGCGUGGACAACAAGUGUAGGUGGAGUGUUCGUGCUGAGGGGUUAUCAGGAUCCACAUAUUUCAUCAUCAAAAAAUAUGUGGCGGAUCAUACAUGUGCUGCGUCAAGUAUGAAUAAUGGUGGCCAGACAGCUUCUGCAAAAACUAUUGGGAGUCUAAUAAUGCAUAGGUAUGAUGGUGUCAAAGAAGGUCCCAAAGCUAAUGAUAUCAUACAAAUUAUGAGAAUGGAACAUGGAUGCGAGAUAUCUAAAUCAUUAGCAUGGGACGCUCGUGAGUAUGCGAUUAGUCUUGUUAGAGGCAUUCCCGAGCAGAGUUUUGGAAAAAUACCGAAAUACUUGCACAUGCUGAAAGAAGCUAAUCCAGGAACACACACCUUUUACGGAACCGAUGUUGAUGGUAAAUUCAGAUUUCUCUUUGUUUCGUUUGGGCAAUCAGUACGAGGUUUUCAUACAUCCAUGCGAAAAGUUUUUGUUGUUGAUGGGACAUUUUUGAAGAGCAAAUACAAAGGAGUAUUACUUGUUGCGACGGCUUUAGAUGGAAACUCCAACUUGUAUCCUAUUGCAUUUGCGGUUGUGGACUCGGAAAAUGAUCGUUCAUGGGAUUGGUUUUUCAGACAACUAAAGGUUGUUGUUCCGGACGAGCGUGCUCUUGCCUUUGUGUCGGACAGAAAUAACUCACUUUCUUCUAAAGCUUAUAGAGUUGUUGAUUUUCAGAAGCGAUUCGAAGCUGUGUGCAAUAUUAGUCCAGCUAUUGGAAAAUAUUUAAGAGAUGCAUAUGUUACAAAGUGGGCUCGCUGUCAGUUUCAAGGAUACAAGUACGACAUCAGGACGACAAACCCGGCUGAGUCAAUAAACUCUGCUUUGCGCUCAGAGUAUCCAGUCAUUCCUUUGUUGGAUAGCAUCAGAGAAAUGCUUACCCGUUGGUUCUUCGAACGACGCACACGAAGCAGGAAGCACACAAAACCAUUAACUAUUGCCAUCGAGAAAAAGAUAGAUAGACGGAUUAACAAGGGUAAAACGUUUCUUGUCCAGCCAGUUAACGAGCAUCGUUUUUUGGUUCGCGGAGAUACAAUCGACUGCCUGGUUGAUUUGGACAGAAGAACCUGCUCUUGUGGGAAAUACGACCUACUGAAAAUCCCAUGUAGACACGCAAUCAAGGCUGGUUUAACAGUUGGCCGAGCCCCAUCCUCACUAACGGAUUUCAUGUUCACGACUUCCAAUUGGAGAACAGCUUAUGAAGAAACUAUCAAUCCAAUAGGUGUUCCUGAGGAUAGUUGGGUGGUUCCAGAUACUGUUCGGAAUGCCAGUGUGCUAGCUCCUGAAUCAAGAAGAGGAGCAGGAAGGAGAAGAAAACGCAGGUAUGAGAGUGUUGAAGACAAGCUCAGUUCAUCGCAAGGAGCUCAAGAAAAAAAGAGGCGCAGGUGCAGUCGAUGUGGCGAAGAGAAUCAUAACAGGGCUACGUGUGACAGAGCUAUUUAG